Molecule: messenger RNA, 524 nt
Organism: Actinia tenebrosa (Australian red waratah sea anemone)
Lineage: Eukaryota; Metazoa; Cnidaria; Anthozoa; Actiniaria; Actiniidae
Product: trafficking protein particle complex subunit 2-like protein
Biological process (GO): endoplasmic reticulum to Golgi vesicle-mediated transport
Source: RefSeq, a predicted model, not a curated record
GCCGCAAUAAUUCAAAAUGGCGGUGUGUGUGGCUGUGAUAGGAAAAGAGAAUUAUCCACUUUUUCUUCGCACUGUUUGUCCAGAGGAAGAGCUUAAGUUUCAUUACACUGUGCAUACAUCACUAGAUGUUGUUGAAGAGAAAGUUUCAUCACUGACAAAGAGCUCCAAUGAUCCAAGAGAGCUUUACUUAGGUUUACUUUAUCCAACUGAAGACUAUAAAGUUUAUGGAUAUGUAACAAAUACAAAAGUCAAGUUUGUUGUUGUUGUAGAAACAGCGAAUACAUCUCUUAGAGACAAUGAAAUAAGAACUAUGUUCAGGAAACUUCACGUGGCAUACACAGACAUGUUUUGUAAUCCUUUUUACAAUCCUGGAGAAAACAUUACAUCAAGAGGUUUUGAAAGAACAGUUACUGGAAUGAUGAAGCAAGAUUAUUAAAUAACCAUUUACACACUGUAAUAAACAGAUAAAGUUUUUGUAAAUAUGGCCAGCAAUUUUGAGCAUUCCUGUUCAUUUUUCUGUCUUU